CAGACACCACAAUUCAGACGCCAGACGCCAGAGCAAUUAUUUCCGACUAUAAAGAAAACUUUGGUGCAGUUGGAAUGAUGACUCAGACGCGGAUGCUGCUGCUUUUCCUGCUGGCGAUCUGCCUCGGGCAGCUGCAGGCCGCGCCCAUUAUCUGCGGAUCGGAUGGGCAGGCGAGUGUCAAGUCGUCGGAGUCCGUCGAGGUGACGCCCAAGCCCAGCGAGGUGAAUCAGUUUCUGCACAAUGUGCAGUGCACGCUGGAGAAGGCCAAGCCCUGGAUUGAGGACCUGGAGACGGAGGCCAAGCGCCUGGAGGAGACAGCCAAGCGCGUCGGCCUGAGCAUCGUCAAUCGCUUCGGGGAUCUGAUUGACUCGCUGCUCAGCACGGUCGCCAACAGGAAGCCCUCGGCAGGCGCUGAUCCCGGCAAGCACACGACCCUAGCCACGCCCACUGAGAGCACGGAGCGCGACGCUGUGGCAGACGCCGAUGUGGAGCUUGGACAGGUGACGCAUUCCACAGAAUCGCCAGCGAACGGCCUCGCUCCCAAUGAGGCUGAGAAUGAAAUUACAAAUCAAGAGCCGCUCAAGUAGACGCGCCUGCCACAGCGAAUUUACAUAUACAUACACAAUUUAUAUAUACAUACAUAUAUUUAUUUAUCUAGUUUUAGAUUACUGCUAAUGAAAUGUACUCGUAGUCUUAGAUGUCAAACGGUGUGAAUCACAAUCUAACACAUGAUUUUAUUUUCUUUUUUUUUUUUUUUUU
Messenger RNA from Drosophila arizonae, 759 nucleotides. RefSeq lists its product as uncharacterized. The record is from RefSeq and is a predicted model, not a curated record. Lineage: Eukaryota; Metazoa; Arthropoda; Insecta; Diptera; Drosophilidae.